ACAGCAGACAUGGCCAGCAAGAAAGCCUCCAAUAAAAGACAAAGAGGAGGACAGAAGUCUUGCUCCAAUGUUUUCUCCAUGUUUGAGCAGUCCCAAAUUCAAGAGUUCAAGGAGGCUUUUGGCUGCAUUGACCAGGACAGAGAUGGCGUCAUUAAAAAACAGGACCUGAAGGAGACUUACGCACAACUAGGGAAGCUGAAUGUGAAGGAAGAGGAGCUGGAUGAAAUGUUGAAUGAGGGCAAAGGUCCUAUCAACUUCACCGUCUUCUUGUCUCUCUUUGGAGAGAAACUCAACGGCACUGACCCGGAAGACACCAUCCUUGCUGCCUUUAAGCUCUUUGACCCCAAUGGGACAGGCUUCGUCAACAAGGAAGAAUUUAGGCGGUUAUUAAUGAACCAGGCAGAUAAAUUCACAGCAGAUGAGGUAGAUCAGGCCUUCGCGCUGGCUCCCAUCGACCCAACCGGGAACAUCGACUACAAGUCUCUCUGCUACAUCAUCACACAUGGAGACGAGAAGGAGGAGUCCUAAACAUUGUUGGAACAUCAUCUAAUAAUGUUUGUCACUAAUGGAACAAAGUA
This is a messenger RNA of Doryrhamphus excisus (bluestripe pipefish), 578 nucleotides long. RefSeq names its product myosin, light chain 7, regulatory (gene myl7). Gene Ontology annotation, molecular function: calcium ion binding. The record is from RefSeq and is a predicted model, not a curated record. Lineage: Eukaryota; Metazoa; Chordata; Actinopteri; Syngnathiformes; Syngnathidae.